Papaver somniferum (opium poppy) is the source of this 1724-nucleotide messenger RNA. Its product is annotated as F-box protein At4g09920-like. NCBI's taxonomy places the organism in Eukaryota, Viridiplantae, Streptophyta, Magnoliopsida, Ranunculales, Papaveraceae. The record is from RefSeq and is a predicted model, not a curated record. Bases 1 to 1497 code for a protein of 498 amino acids. Gene Ontology annotation, molecular function: protein binding. The transcript is spliced from 3 exons.
AUGAUGGGUAUAACCGGAACGGAUAGGAUCAGUGAAUUACCUGAAUCCAUCACUCAUCACAUUCUCUCAUUUCUUCCAAUCAAACGUGCUGCUUCAACUACAAUCUUAUCUAAAAGAUGGAACAAUCUCUGGCUAUCUCUUCCCGUUCUUGAUUUUACAGAAUGGCGAUCUCCUCCUACUGCUACUACUGCACUUGAAGAUCGCAACGAAGAAGAAGAAGACGAAGAAGCCGAUUCUGAUACAGAUGGUUCGGAACAAGAAUACCGAGUGAUCAAAGAUUCACCUCCAGUAGAUUUAUCAGAGACUGAUAGGUUCAUGCAGUUUCUGGAUAAGGUAUUGUUUCUCGAUAACUUGGCUCAUAUAAAGAAAUUCUGUCUCAAAACUGACAGUAAGUACUUUGAUCAAGACCGUGUAAAGAAAUGGAUCAUUUCGAUUGUCAUGCAUGCUGUCGAAGAGCUCAUUCUUUCCAUUAAGUGCUCAGGGUCUAGAGUGGUUCCAUUAGAACUGUUUAAUUGUGAGUCAUUGACUGUGUUAGAUUUGCAGUUUGAGAACAAACAGGUUAUAGAUCAAUCACCAUUAUCACCAAUCUCUUUUCAAAGACUUAAGAAACUUCGGCUUUCGUUUAUUGAAUUCAAGGAUGAGAGAUUGGCAGUGCAGGUUUUUUGUAAUUGCCCUGUGCUUGAAGAUUUGCAUAUGAGUAAGGUUAGUUGGAAGGGUUUAGAUGUCCUGUGUUUUGCAUUACCUCGCCUUAAGUUUUUUGGCAUAGCAUUUUGUGGAAGAAAAUGUAUAGAGAAUGUUAAGAUUAAGUUUGAUACACCCAAUUUAUUGUCCCUUACGUGGUUUGAUUAUCUACCGGAGGAAUUUAUUGUUGAUAGCUUUCCGUGUUUGGUUGAAGCUGGUAUUCGAUAUAACUUUUCAGAGGGUUAUACUAAAAGCAAAUAUGAUUCUUUGCAUAAGUUUGUUGAGAAGGUGUCUCAUGUAAAGCACCUAAUGGUAUCGCAUACCUACUUUUAUCCUAAGAUUCUUGACGACUCAAGCGUUCUCCCUAGAAGCUUCCAUAUGUUCCGUAAUCUGGUCAGUUUUGAAGUGGAUAUUAUGUAUUAUGGGCAAAUCAAAUCACUAUUCGACACAAUUCUACAGUUUUCGCCAAAUUUAACAUCACUCGUCUUCCUUCAGCUCUUUGCGUAUGUUAAGGUCGGUGAGGAUGCAUUGUCGUUAAAUGUAGUGCCUCGUUGUUUGUUGUUAUGCCUCAAGUUCAUUGAAUUUCGGAAUUUCUAUGGGCACCCAGGGGAGAUAGAGGUGGUGAAAUUAUUUCUGGAGAAUGCUAGAGUUCUUCAAUUGAUUACUCUUGGAAGUUCAUCACAUCGCUUGGAAUAUAUGAACAAGAAGAAACCUACUGCUGAAGAAGUAGAAGAUGCCAAUCAUAAAAUUCUGGAGCAGUUACUGCCAUUUUCAUGGGCUUCACCUGAUUGCAUGGUUACGUUUUCAGGUCCCUAAUUUAUUUCCUUUUUCUUAGAUAUCAAGUAUUUGAGCUUUACUGUUUUGAGGUUAAGAUUAGGAAUAUGCCUUGGUAAUUCCUAAUUUAGAUGCACAUUUUGGUAAACUGCAUUUGUUGAAUUCAUUUUUUUAGAACUGUGCUCUAGAUUUUCAGCCUAUCUGCCUUGAUUUAGACUGCUCUAUUCUGCCUUGAUUUAGACUCCUCAAAAACUAUGCGACAGUCGUAA